Ogataea philodendri is the source of this 1107-nucleotide messenger RNA. RefSeq lists its product as uncharacterized. Bases 1 to 1107 code for a protein of 368 amino acids. The record is from RefSeq and is a predicted model, not a curated record. NCBI's taxonomy places the organism in Eukaryota, Fungi, Ascomycota, Pichiomycetes, Pichiales, Pichiaceae. The transcript has a single exon.
AUGUCUGAAGAAAAAGCCUUCCCUACCUGGCAGGCUCCCUACGACCAGCACAACUUCCCAACAUAUCACCAUCAACUAUCGCAGGAGCCUAACUAUGUGGAUCCCUCGCAGGCCUCUCCAUAUGUCCCUUAUGUUUUCAACUACCCCCAGCAGUUGCAAUACUCUCCCUCCUCUCCGUUUCCAAUUAAUCAUGGGCAGCCCUUAGCAUUCAACAACCAGUACCAGCCAAUGCAGUCGCAUUAUUCGUACCAAUCGCCUAAUUAUCUAAGACAUCAAGACACGCCUGACACAUCAUACAGUGAGAAGCCGGGCAGUGCAACAACAACAACAACAACAGAUCUGAUACUGGACGACAAAAGGGAUGAGGAUCCGCAACAACACCCACAGCAUCCGUUCCAGUUUCAAAUGCCCCCCAACGUGAGUCUCGGCUGGCCGAUGGCUUACGUUGGACCGGAGGACCGUUUGGGAGUCGCACAAAGACGGUCACGGUCAUUUUCGACCGAGGACGCACAGCUGCAUCCUAGAAUGCACCAUAGAGGCUCGUUACCGAAAAACAUCCACCAUGGCUCAAGCGAGUCCAAGCUCUCCAGCUUGGAACAGCUUCAAAAAGACCCGUCUUUGUGGGAACUGCUCAAAUCGGUGCAGAAAAAAGGGGGAUCCUACAGAUGUAGCCACUGUACGGAAAAGUUUUCCACGGUUGAGCAAUUUAUCUUACAUCUGGACAAGUUCAAGUUGGUGAGAUCCAACAAGUGUCCAGUGAAGGACUGUCCCUAUCGGAUCAUCGGACUGCCAAGAAAGCCCGAGCUCAUGCGUCAUUGCCUUUCGCAACACUCCGAGACUUUAGAAAACCUGCUCAAGGUACAAAGAGGGGUGGAGCUGGACGGGGUGUCAAUGUCCAGCUCUCUUGCAGGAGACUCGAACGACGAUCCGGGAAGAAAGAAACUUAAUGUGUGUACGAGAGAAGGAUGCGGCAAGAAAUUCAGGAGAAAAGAUUCGCUUCAGAGACACGAGCGUCUGGUCCAUGAAAACCAGAACAGUCGGUUCAACCAACGGCUACGGAUGCAGAAGACCAUCCUGGGAGACGAUUUGGACGAAUAUGAGGACUGA